Molecule: messenger RNA, 1885 nt
Organism: Hippocampus comes (tiger tail seahorse)
Lineage: Eukaryota; Metazoa; Chordata; Actinopteri; Syngnathiformes; Syngnathidae
Product: adhesion G-protein coupled receptor F3-like
Exons: 5
Coding region: 47-1633 (528 amino acids)
Biological process (GO): cell surface receptor signaling pathway; adenylate cyclase-activating G protein-coupled receptor signaling pathway
Cellular component (GO): membrane
Molecular function (GO): G protein-coupled receptor activity
Source: RefSeq, a predicted model, not a curated record
UUUCUAGAGGUUCGUGAAAGGACAGGGGUCAACUCCAGAGGCGUCGAUGGCUAUUUUUGCCGGACUCCUGAACAGUUCCGUGUCAAAUUCAAGUGGCAACAUGGCUGACCUGACGGCGUCCAUCCACAUUCUUGAGUUGAUGGCCGACGCAUCAGAGCGCAUUCCCCUGAAGAACGGUGUCUUGCAUGACUUCACACACGCAGCAAGUAAUCUGCUGGCCCCAACCUGGGAGGGAGUCAACAAGUCCGUCAUUCACAACCUGUCCUCAAGUUACCUCGGGGCCGUGGAACGUUUAGUGAGGAACAUCCAAAUCGACAGAGAUCAAAGCAAUUUGACCGCUCACAAUUUAGUCCUCAACUUCUGCCCGGCCGAUAACUGCAGCGUGACUUUGUUCGGCAGCAUGGUCACCGUGACAAGAAACGGGUCCUCGGGAUUCGUGAAACUACUUGGUGUGAGGAAUCUGACGAAUAAAUUACAAAACGACUUCCACAAGACAGAGCCGUCGCCGCUCUUAAUAGCCGCGACGCUGGAAGACGAGGAUGAGCCGUCGCUAACAAUCAGUUUGGAAUUCUUCGGGGAGCGACCAAGGCCCAGAAAAACUUUCUGCGUGUACUGGAAUGCCACGGGGAGAUGGUCGGAAGAAGGGUGCGCGGUGGCAAGUGCCGCCGGUAAUCGCAUCCUGUGUGUGUGCAACCACUUGACCGCGUUCUCCGCCCUGUGGGGCUUUGGCGACGACGCUCCGCAAAGCCUCGUUGUCCUCACCACAGUCGGUCUGAUCGUGUCCAUUUUCUCCUUGGUUCUCUUCCUUCUCAGUCAGUUCCUGGUGUGGUCAGCGGUGGUCAAAACGGACCUUUCACAUUUCUAUCACACCGUCAUGGUGAAUAUAGCCCUUUUUCUCUUGCUGGCCCACAGCACCUUCUUGGUUUCCUCCUUCACGGAUCUUUCCAAGCAUCCCGCAUGGUGCGAGGUCGCGGCCGUCUGCAAGCAUCUCUUUUUCUUGGCGGCAUUCUGCUGGAUGCUGUGCAUGAGCGUGACGCUGAUCCACCAUUUGGUCUUUGUGUUCAAGCCGCUGAGCAAACGGGUUUUCAUGUUUCUCUCCGGCAUGGUGGGCUACGUCUGCCCGAUGCUCAUCGUGGGCUCCACCUACAUAUACUAUGAAAACAGCAACACGCUUUACCACGACAACCGUUGUUGGCUCGUUCCCGGGAAAGCCUUCCAGACCUCCUUGUCCUCUUUUCUCGUCCCGGUGGGAACCAUUCUUGUGACAAAUCUUUGUUGCGUGGCGGUGGUUAUCGCCAUGCUGAUGAAGGCGCCGGUCAUCGAUGGCGGCGAGACAGACCAAAAGGAAACGGCCAAACGCAUCGUCAAAGCCGUGGUCUUUUUGACGCCAGUCUUGGGACUAACGUGGAUUGUCGGAUACCUUUUUGACACCAGGAGGAACCGAGAGGCCUAUAAUACUGCCGUGAACUACAGUUUUUGCAUCCUCAAUUCGUUUCAGGGACUUUCCAUUUUGCUGACGGGCUGUUUGGCAGAGCAGAAGGUUCGAGAUGAACUACUGAAGCUCAUAAAGGGGGAUUCGAAAAAACAAAAUGAGAAACAGAAAACAUCAACCAUAUGCACGAAAGGCAAAUGAAUCUUGACACCAGCCACCUCCUGCUCUUUGCUCUUUUCUGGAAUAUUUUGAUUGUUUUGUUGCGUUAUGUCACUAUCCGGUGAUAAUUUUGUCCAUUUUGACUGUCAUGCAACUGCCUACAUUCUGCUCCAUAUUCAACAUCACGGCGUGAAAUAAAAAUGCAUGUCUCAGGGAAUCCACUGUGAUUUUCUUUAACUGUCAUUCUCUCAUUCCUUUCAUUGGCAAACAGGGUACUGCGAUUUCAGGCUAUGU